Molecule: messenger RNA, 5000 nt
Organism: Jaculus jaculus (lesser Egyptian jerboa)
Lineage: Eukaryota; Metazoa; Chordata; Mammalia; Rodentia; Dipodidae
Gene: Bcl2l11
Product: BCL2 like 11
Exons: 4
Coding region: 227-820 (197 amino acids)
Biological process (GO): meiosis I
Source: RefSeq, a predicted model, not a curated record
CGGGGUCGGUAGCCUGUUAGAGCGCUGUUCUUCGCGUCGCGAUCGCUGCCAUCGGAUUCUUGCAGCUACUCUGUGAGCUUUGCCCCAACCACGGUCAGCUCCGCCUCGGGCUGCUCGGUUCACUUCGCUGCCGCCGUCACCGCUUCGGCGUCCUUCCCCCUGGCCCUCGGCCCCCCAAUGUCUGACUCUGACUCCCGGACUGAGAAACGCAAGAAAAAAAGACCAAAUGGCAAAGCAACCUUCAGAUGUAAGUUCUGAGUGUGACCGAGAAGGUGGACAAUUGCAGCCUGCUGAGAGGCCUCCCCAGCAGCUCAGGCCUGGGGCCCCUACCUCCCUUCAGACAGUGCCGCAAGGUAAUCCUGAAGGCGAAGGGGACCGCUGCCCCCACGGCAGCCCUCAGGGCCCGCUGGCCCCACCGGCCAGCCCUGGCCCUUUUGCUACCAGAUCCCCACUUUUCAUCUUUGUGAGAAGAUCUUCUCUGCUGUCUCGAUCUUCCAGUGGGUAUUUCUCUUUUGACACAGACAGGAGCCCGGCACCCAUGAGUUGUGACAAAUCAACACAAACCCCAAGUCCUCCCUGCCAGGCCUUCAACCAUUAUCUCAGUGCAAUGGCUUCCAUAAGGCAGUCUCAGGAGGAACCUACAGAUAUGCGUCCAGAAAUAUGGAUUGCACAGGAGCUGCGGCGCAUCGGAGAUGAGUUCAAUGCUUACUACCCAAGGAGGGUAUUCUUGAAUAAUUACCAAGCAGCUGAGGACCACCCUCAAAUGGUUAUCUUAAGACUGUUGCGUUACUUCGUCCGCCUGGUGUGGAGAAGACAUUGACAGGAUCUUUGGGCAGCCAGCACAAGUUUCACUUGUUCAGAUCCACACACCCAGCGCUGGGAUCUCUUGGUGCCAUUACUAUGCAGCCAGCGGUUCUGUCCCAGAGAGGUGUGCAGAGUGCUGUGAAGACACCACCACACCAUGCUGGAUGUGAACUUGACCUUUCUGCUCAUCACCACAUGGCAGAAUUUCUAGUGGAUGUUUGUUGUGAAUGUAAAUGAGGGAGGAUUCUUCUCUUUUUAAUGUACAAAUCAUGGUUCUUUGGAGCAGGAUCAUAUGCAAGAAUGGUGUUUACAUGUGGUGUGUUGGGUUUUUUUUAAAUCCACCUUCUUUAAUAACAGGCUUUUUCAGAAAGGAAAUGAAAACUUUUUAGCCAACUUGUGAAUGAUUUUUAUACUAAAAUUUUAAGAACUUAUUAUCUACUCUCAGAGGAUUAUGUAAACCCUGCAGUGGAAACUGAGCCAGCUAAUUUAUAAAGCUGCCUUGGUUUAUUUUUAGAGAUUACUGUACAGAACUUUUAAAUAGGGAGAGUAUGAUGUUACCAUCCCUCCCCUGCCAUGGCCUCUUUUUUUUAAUUAUUAAUACCAAAACUUCUUAAUGAAAUGGAAUGGGUUAAAGAGGCAGAGGGUCUGUUGUAUUGGUAUGCCACUCCCAUUUUGUAAAUAUUUAUUUACCUCUUUCCACUCAGUUUCAUCUGUGGCAAAAAUUCAGACUUUUUGCUUGUCUUUCCUGAUCUAUCUUCAUGCUGAUGCACAGGUUUGGUCCAGGGUAUUUUCAUGAUGUAAUGUGUUUAGAUCAGAGCCAGGGUUAGUGCCUGCCUAUAUUGUUCCCAGCUCAAUCAGUAUGCCUGUUAGGAGCUGACCCACUAGGAAGUGCUUAGGGUCAGCUUCACUUGUUUUGACGGGCCCAUUGCUUAGAAUUCUACAUAAUGACAGCAGAUUAAGCAUGGCCCCUUACUCUGUUAGCUCUUCUGGUUGCAUGCUUUCCUGCAACCACAGGCUGUGCUCUGCACCAGGGACCAGAUGGUCAUUGUGGCCCCAUGAAGCUGAGUCGAAACUCUCACACUCAUGGGAACUGGCCAGCCACUGGUCAGGACAGGGAGGCUUCAGGUGGCAUUUUUGAGACGUGCUGUCUUUGAGUCCCUCUGAGCCCACCUGGCCUGUGAUUCUUCACUUGGCUGUCCUUUCUCUCAGCCUGCUUCAGCAUACAGGCUGGCCCUGCCUGCCUCAAUAUCACAGGCGGUCUCCACUGAGCUGAGUGGAGGAGAGUCCUCAGUCUUCUGGAGAGGACUGUUCUGCUCUUCCCCUCUUGUAAGACAGUUGGAUCCUGUCAGGCUUCCUGUCCCCGGAGUGGGGAUGGUCUUUCUCAGUACCUGCCCCUUAUGGCUGCAUGCACAGGAAGCCCCACACAUUGGUCAGUCAUUUCAAAAGCAGACAGGACUGGAGGUAUAAGUCAGUGGUGACCAAGGUCCUGGCAUGUGCAAAGCCCUGGGUUCCACCCCAAGACCCAUUGAAACAAAAGUAGGAAAGCAGGGAGCAGUGGGGGAGGGCAGGUUAGAAACCUUUAACUUGGGAAAUUUCAGUCAUCAGCUUUCAAACAAGUCAGCAGUGCCAGCCAUGAUUGUAUUUGCUUUUGCCCUGUGGAAGAUCCGUGCUUUCACGUUAUUAAAUGGAAAAAUCCAUCCAUUUGUAUGUUUAUAUGUAUAUGUGUAUAUGUAUAUAUAUUGCCUAUAUGCUUUCCCUUUAGGUAGAGAUUUCAAAUAGUCUUCCUUUUUAAACAUUCUUUUCCCCCAAACCUUUGCUGAGACGUUUUGUUGUUUGAAAGCUGUGCUAGAGUUCAGCUUGUUUUUUUGUUUUUGUUUUUGUUUUUGUUUUUGUUUUUUUUCUGUGUCUUGAGCCCCCUGUGGGGUCCCAUGCAGCCCACAGUUGUAAGGUGGUGGUAGGAUCGCAGCUGUGGCCCUGCUAGACACACACACCAAAGAUGUAUUUGGUUCUGGGUCACCACCCGCCCCUCCCCAGGAGCCUCCUGCUUGCGUGCCAGUCUCUCCGACUCGAGCACUUUACUGUCUGUUCAGCCCUGUGGGUCUGCAGGGCAGCCUGGGCCACCGCAGGAGGCUCUCCGAGCCAGGUGCCAGUGGCGUGUGCCCUGCAAGCGCGCUUACCUGUAGUCUGGAGGCCUUGGGCCGGCCAUGGAAGCAACUGGUGGGUAAGUGAGAGAUUCUAUGAAUUGCAGAAGCAUUAAAGAACGGGGUGCUGGCGCCAGAAUUAGACAUGACUGGAUGUCUCUGUACUGUAUCUGUUUUAUCAGAAUGCCUCCCUGCGGAAAGUGUGCCUGCCUACAUGGGUAUGCCUCGUACUUGUUCAUUGUUUUUAAUUUUUUUUUUUUUUUUUUUUGUAGAAUGAAAACUAGAUCCCUUUUUUUUGAAAACAUAAUGCGGGUUUUGUGCCUUGACAACCUCUCCCCACAUGAGGUUUGUAAAUAGUAUCCUGUGACUUCACACCGAAAUGCAAUAAACACACAAAAUGACUUCCUGACUCUUCAGAUUUCCUUCCCAGAAACGAGUUGAUGAAGAUUUUUUGGGGGGUGGGGUGGGGCUGGAGAAACAAUUCCUUUUGAUUAAAAAAGUAUACAAUGAAAUACAUUUUCUCCUGUUUUCCCUUAAGAUUGUAUAUAUUUUGACUAUUUAUUAGAUUAGGAGGUCAUAUUUUACUUAUCAACUGAGCCAAAUGUCUGUGCAAUUGUGUUUCCUUUACCUUUCUUGUAAAAUUUUGUACAGCAUAAAUGAGUAAAAAUCACUGUUUUUCUAAACUUCAGAAUUGAUUGUAAAUAUUGUAGAUUCAUUUUCUGUGUAAUGUGCCCUACUGUUCCAUAAUGCUGUAACUUGUAGAAAUAUUGUAUAUUUAUUUUCUGCUUAUUUAAUGUCUUAAAUUCUUGAAAGUGUUGACACCCCUGUCCCCCACAACCGUGCCAUCCCAUGAAUUGCUUCAGCUCCUGAGGUGGAGGCAGUGACCAGUCCACUCUUGCAGACAACCUGCUCUUCCCGGGCGGCCUCCAGCCUCAGCUCCUGGUGUUCAGUUCUUGGGUUUUGCUGCCCUUCUGAUGAAGUUGUGUUGAGAUAUUGAUGGAACACUCUGAUAACUAUUAGGUUUGACUCCAAAAAAAUGCCCACCUUCCCCUUUUUUCCCAAGUAGCUAGCGUCUCAGAGAAGCAAAAUGCUAACUCCAGCUAUGUCUUUUAUAAACAAGUGUUAUCAGCAGAUGGGAAAGACUGUUUUUACUAAAAAUGUAUCUUGACAACUCAGUGUUGAAAGAGUAAACGUGCCACCUCUGGAGGUACUGCUGUGCGAUGGUCCAGGGCAGAUGCAGGGCAAGUGGGUCUUGCUUCCAAAGUAUUUUUAAAGACCAUCUGUGUCACCAGAAUGCUUGUUAGCAACUGGUCACUGAGCUGUCCCCACCUGUUGCCCACUUUGGCUCCCUGUGAUUUGAGGUGUGGACUCAAUUGUUCAUCUUUAAGGAGCUAACUGUAUACCUUAGUCACUGCAUUUGGUCAGCCUGCUUCGGGCCCAUGGCUUUUCUAGCUCUCCACUCCCCUUGAGAGGUUGGGUUGGGGGAGUGCUGGGCCGAGUGUAACAAUGGCUCAUGGAAGCUCUAGGGAUUUCUAGUGACUCCACAUAGAUGGCUCUGUCCUCCCUGACUUAGCCUGGUGCCUGUGUGGGUCCACUCAGUACAUGUGUGUACAGGUCACGUCCACAUGUGAUGACAAAUCAUUUGGGGUCCCACCCUGAGCAGCAUUGUGCGCAGGAAGCAUCCUUAAGCUCCCAGAUAAGUAACUUGACUACUUUUAUUUAAGAACUUCAGACCUAGGAGCUCGGGUAGGUUUUAUGUCCAUGUUCUGUGACUACCGGUUACUGUAUCCAAACCCAUCAGGUACCCAUUUAUAAAUAGCACUGAUCUGCCUGUAUACUGACCCAUCACUAAUGUGUUUCCGAGGACCCAGCAAAUGUAGCGUUUGUAUUGCAGUUUCCCUGGCUUCCUUGUGUUUUGCACUGACAAAUUUUGACAGGGUAAUUGCCACUUUACUUGUGCAAUACUGCUGUAAAUAACUGCAGAUUUUUUUUUAAGAAACUCAAUCUUUUAUGUUCUUAAUGAAUUUUAUAUAAAUAAAACCUUCAACUAGCUUG